AUGCCGAAUGAGUCUCUUCGUCUGCUGAUUCUCGUCCGUCAAUCAGAAUGGAAGAAAACGGGAACUGUGACCGAGUAUGAUAGAGCCUUCAAUAAGCUAUCAAGAUAUGCUCCGACGUUGGUGGACAGCGAUGAGAAACGCGCAGAGAAGUUCAGAAACGGACUGCGUCACGAGAUAGCGAUUUCCCUAGCAAGUCAAGGGGGUCUCACCUACGCGCAGACAUUGAGCAGAGCCCUCACUAUUGAGUCAUUGUUGCCAAGGGAGAAAGGAAAAUCCCCCGAACAGUUUGGAUUUGUACCAUCUCAAGAUGGUAGUAAGGGAAAGAGAAAAUGGAAUGAAGGGACUGGUGGAAACAUUGGAAAUGGGAAGAAACCAUGGACGGCAAAUCAAAAUCAGAAUCAACAUCAGAACCCACAACCUCAAGCAAUAGUUCAAACUCCUUGCCCAAAAUGUCAAAAACUCCAUCCGGGAGAAUGUCUGAAAGGAAUGAACGUCUGCUAUAACUGCGGAGAGGCCGGGCAUUAUGUCUCGACAUGCCCAAAGAAGGGAGGAGGAGCACCCCAACAACAAAAUCCUGGAAACCAACAACGACAAAACCAAGGUCCUAGAGGAAAUCAGAACCAACCACGAUACGCUAGGGCCUAUGCCCUUAACCAACACCGAGCAGCAGGAGAUCACGGAAACCUGGCAGGUUGAUUGGUCGGUGCUGACGGGGCAGAGCUGAGGCUAGGGUUCAACUCCGUAUUUUGUCUUCCGCUGUUGCACUAGCUCUUAUUUGUCUUUUGUUUCUCCAACUUAAGACUUUUAUGUUAAAUUCUGAAUUAUGUUUCUUAUCGAGCUUAAACUCUCAACUUCUAGCUCUAUGUUAUUAACGUUGGUUAUCGGAAGCAUGAAACCGAACUUGUGAUCCUAAGGCUUAGAAUGUUGUUGAUUGAUUAAUAUCACUUGA
Molecule: messenger RNA, 949 nt
Organism: Salvia miltiorrhiza (redroot sage)
Lineage: Eukaryota; Viridiplantae; Streptophyta; Magnoliopsida; Lamiales; Lamiaceae
Exons: 3
Coding region: 1-696 (231 amino acids)
Molecular function (GO): nucleic acid binding; zinc ion binding
Source: RefSeq, a predicted model, not a curated record